Penicillium verrucosum is the source of this 1953-nucleotide messenger RNA. Its product is annotated as 60S ribosomal eL15 domain-containing protein. Gene Ontology annotation, cellular component: ribosome; cytosolic large ribosomal subunit. Lineage: Eukaryota; Fungi; Ascomycota; Eurotiomycetes; Eurotiales; Aspergillaceae. Gene Ontology annotation, biological process: cytoplasmic translation. The record is from RefSeq and is a predicted model, not a curated record. Gene Ontology annotation, molecular function: structural constituent of ribosome; RNA binding. The transcript is spliced from 8 exons. The coding region runs from base 1 to 1953 and encodes 650 amino acids.
AUGUCAGCUGCUACUAUGUCUAUGCGAAAUGACUCCGUGGGCAAAGCAGCUACACUUUGGGCAGGUGAAGGGCAAGCUUCAAAUUCCACCUCGUCAGUCGAAGAGAAUGUUGCCUAUCGGUUUGUUCUUGACCGCAAGGUCCAAACGAUAUCGAGCAACAGCAUUCCCAAGGACGGAUUGGUGUCAGGCCUCUUGUUUGUACCCAGUCUAGAGCCGCAUGAUCCUUGCUAUGACAUUACCGCUUCAUCCGUGCCGUUAAAUGUAACCCGUUAUAAAGAUGUGUCGGACUUCGGAUACUCCCUCGUUGGCCUUGCUCCAUGGGUAACCGCCGAGUGUUCGCUAUCAUUUCUCUCUGCCGCCCAAAAGGUCGGCACGCAUGCCAUGAUCUUUUUCCAACCAUCAGAUAACGACACUGGCAUACCACCUGACUCCAACGACUCUCGGUGGGCAAUCAAUGACGGGAAUAAAUGGAGAAUGGACAACAAUUACCCAGUGUAUGCCAUUCCAGGCCCAGCUGGAACCUCAUUGAUCAAUGAUCUCACGUGGUAUUCAAGCGAGACACCCGACGACAAGAAAGACAACUCAACCGACAAUUUUGCACUACAGACCAAGACGAACCGAUUGUUUGCUAGGAUUGAAACUGGUGAAGAAACCGCAACUUCGUCGACGAGCAUCUGGAGUUUCGUACUUGCAAUUGCAGGAACAGUUCUUAUACUCAGUAUCAUCCUAGUAAUUGUUUAUCGACUUGUCUUGCGUAAGAGACGGGCUCGACUCCAGAGACGUCUUGAUGCAGGCCAAGUCGACAUCGAGGCCUUGACAUUGAACCAAAUGACGGCUCCCCAAGAAGUGGUUACAAAAAUGCCACUUUAUACAUACUUGGAUAUCAAAUCUCCAACAGAAGCAACGCUUCCACAAGAUGGUACAUCAACGAAUCCAAUCGAGCAUGAUUCUGGCGACAAGACCUACUCGUUGUCAUCCAACGAAGACAACCAUGCGCAGAAUGAUGCUGGCAUCCGGAAACCCGAAGCAGCGAUGAUCAAACAUGAACAGAAUGAAUCUUGCAGAAGCAAGUACCGCCUAAGCCAUACUCAAACAACUUGUGCUAUUUGUCUCGACGAUUUUGUCGCUGGCUCAUCUACUGUCCGCGAGCUUCCCUGCGGACACAUAUUUGACUCAGCGUGUAUCGAUCCAUUCCUGAUCCAGAACUGUUGCCUUUGCCCUUUAUGCAAGAAGAGCGUUUUGCCAGCGGGAUCCGUCCCACACACAACCUCUGCCUCUGGACGUUUUCCUUCUCGAACUUUUUGCGACAACGACAACCGACGACCUCGUACAGCCGACAAGAUGGGUGCCCUCAAGUACGUGGAAGAAAUCCAGAAGAAGAAGCAGUCCGAUGUGAUUCGCUUCCUGCUGCGCGUCCGAUGCUGGGAGCUCCGCCAGCUGAACGCCAUCCACCGUGCCUCGCGCCCCUCGCGCCCCGAUAAGGCCCGUCGUCUCGGUUACAAGGCCAAGCAGGGUUACGUUAUCUACCGUGCCCGUGUCCGCCGCGGUGGCCGCAAGCGCCCUGUCUCCAAGGGUGCCACCUACGGCAAGCCCACCAACCACGGUGUUAACCAGCUCAAGUACCAGCGUGCUCUCAAGUCCACCGCUGAGGAGCGUGUUGGUCGCCGCGCUGCUAACUUGCGCGUCCUGAACUCCUACUGGAUCAACCAGGACUCUACCUACAAGUACUACGAGGUCAUCCUUGUCGACCCCCAGCACAAGGCCAUCCGUCGUGAUGCCCGCAUCAACUGGAUCUGUAACCCCGUUCACAAGCACCGCGAGUCCCGUGGCCUCACCGCCACUGGCAAGAAGUCCCGUGGUAUCAACAAGGGUCACCGCUACAACAACACCAAGGCUGGUCGCCGCCACACCUGGAAGCGCCAGAACACCCAGAGCUACUGGCGUUACCGUUAA